This is a messenger RNA of Daktulosphaira vitifoliae (grape phylloxera), 510 nucleotides long. RefSeq lists its product as uncharacterized. Lineage: Eukaryota; Metazoa; Arthropoda; Insecta; Hemiptera; Phylloxeridae. Gene Ontology annotation, molecular function: protein dimerization activity. The record is from RefSeq and is a predicted model, not a curated record. The coding region runs from base 1 to 510 and encodes 169 amino acids. The transcript has a single exon.
AUGUCUAUAAAUCAAAGAUUCACCCAAUUGGAUCAUUUUUACAAUUAUUUUGGAUUUCUCUUUGAUAUUGGUAAUUUAUCUACUGUUGAUUCAGAUACAUUGAUAAAGAGUUGCAAUGAUCUUCAGAUUCUUUUACAAACUGGUGAAAACAUGGACAUAAGUGGAAUUGAGUUGUAUGAUGAGCUUUGUCUUCUUUCAGAAAUAAUAGAAAAAGGUACUCCAUCUCUUCAUGUUUUACAAAAAAUCCUUAGCAAUAGUGUUGGUGAUGUUUAUGCUAAUGUUGCUAUAGCAUUAAGGAUUAUGUUCACAUUACCAGUUUCAACAGCAACAGCCGAGAGAUCAUUCUCUAAACUAAAGUUGAUAAAAAAUUACCUAAAAACCACAUUAAAUCAGGAAAAAACGACAAACUUAGCUAUAAUAUCAAUUGAACGUGAUAUAGUAGACGAAAUGGACUUUGAUGAUAUUAUUGACACAUUUUCUGAUCACAAAUCAAGAAAAAUCAAUUUUUAA